Molecule: messenger RNA, 933 nt
Organism: Colias croceus (clouded yellow)
Lineage: Eukaryota; Metazoa; Arthropoda; Insecta; Lepidoptera; Pieridae
Product: RRP15-like protein
Exons: 4
Coding region: 149-913 (254 amino acids)
Biological process (GO): maturation of 5.8S rRNA; maturation of LSU-rRNA
Cellular component (GO): preribosome, large subunit precursor
Source: RefSeq, a predicted model, not a curated record
UUCCACGUGCCAGUUUAUCUUUCGAUAUUUGUGUGGCUAUUGAAUGAAGGAAUGAAGCUAUUUCGAGUCAAAACUAACCCACGAAUUUGCUAAUUUAUAGAAGAAUUAUUAUACUCGAAAAGUAAAAACCCUAAGGAAGGUAUUAGUUAUGGUAGUGGCUGAAAGCAUGUCAAAAUCGAAAGUUAAUAUAUCAGUGGACACGGAUUCUUCCAGUGGUGGGGAAGCGACAGACUCGGAAUAUGAAGCCGAAUUAUCGGAUACAAAGGAUGAAAGUGGAGAUGACGAAGAAACUACCAAUGAAGCCGUUUUAAUUAAAAAUGAAGGUUGGGCAGAUUCUCUUGCUAAAAUUCUAGGCUCAAAUAAACCGAAGAACAAAAAGACACUAGUUUUAUCGAGAGCCAAGAAGCAUUCAGAAAUUAUUAAAAAAGUAAAGGAGGAAAAACCAUCAUUUGAAGUUGUUGGAGAAAAGCCAGAGGAUAUUAAAACUGAACUUAAAGAAGAAAAAGUGACCAGUGAGGAACCUGUAGCUAAGAAAAGGAAACAUGACAAAUCAUCAGUAAGAAUCAAACCAAAUAUAUUAGAAAAAGAUAGAGAAAGAUUAUUAACAAAAAUUGCUACCAAAGGUGUUGUGCAAUUAUUCAAUGCUGUUAGGAAUCAACAAAAAUCUUUUGAAAAAGAACUGAACAAUGAUGUAACAGAGACCAAAAAGGAAAAGAUACUAAAGAAAUUCGACAAGAGGACUUUCUUAGAUACACUUAUGGGUCAGACAAAAUCUGUUAUUGUAGAUGAAAAUACAAAAACAUUCAAAGAUGAAGUUAAAGCUGAGGACACACCAAAAUGGAAUGCAUUAAGGGACGAUUUUAUGAUGGGAGCAAAAAUGAAAGAUUGGGACAAAGAAUCGGUGGAUGAAUAAAAAAAUUAUAAUUAAUGAAA